CCACUGAAUUCAGUUACGUAAGGUAAGCUGCUACUUAGCACCUGUUCUGAGUGUCUGACGGUGUAGAGGUCACGUGGAAGGAAGAAGAGCAUCAUGGUUUCCUUGAUCACAACUCUCGCUAGGAGGAGCAGAUACGUUCAACAAAACUUGACAACAUCCCUUGUGAUGGGUGCAGAAGUUCGUAAUGCUAACUCGAAGAGUGGAGCCAUGUCUGUCCACCUGGUACCUGAGAGCCGUUACUGUGACGUGCUGAACCAUAUCACCCCAAUCUUCCUACGUGAUGAGCCCCUGUCACAGUGCUUCCCGCCUUGCACUACAGGACAGCGGGAACGGGACUUCCGCGAGUAUGCGGAUAUGCAGUUGCGUAGUGGCUUGUGUGUCAUGGCCCUUGAAGGUUCCAGCGUCGUUGGUGCUUGCCUCAAUCGGCCAUUAACAAGAGAUCAGGUGAUGGGAUGUUCAUUGCCGUCAUCUGUUGGUCCAGCUGAAGAUCCCCUCAUUGCGAAUGUUGUGAGAAUGCUUAUAACAGUUCAUCGUCAACUGGAUCUUUUCGAAGCUCUUGGAGUUGACACAAUCUUCGAAGUUGGACUAGUGUCUGUGGAGCCUACACACACAGGGAGAGGUCUGGCUGUGCAGUUGAUUCGAGCGAGUCUAGAAGCGGCCGCGCAGCGUGGGUUCCGGGCAGCCAAAGCGGACUGCACGAGCUCUACAUCAGCGCGGAUUUGCGAGCGGGCAGGCAUGGCCACAGUCCACAAGUUGUUGUACGACGAGUACAAGUUGGACAACAAAGUGGUGUUUAAGGAUACAGCAACAAGGGGCCCUGCACUUACGGUGAUGGCUGCCGCACUACAAGACACAGAGCCAUAUGUUCUUCCCUUUCAAAUUAAGUCUAAAGUCUAAAUUCUUCAGAGUUCCGUGUUGGAGGUAAUGACUAUGCGCGCAGAUGGGUGAAGAUGUGAAGAGGGUGGAUGGGUGGAUGGGUGGGCUUUAUCAAUAUAUCAAUGGAAGUUCACGUUAGGCCAUUUGAACUUGAACUAUACAUGUAUAUAAAAGUAAGAGAAGUAAUUAAAUACGGUUAUCUAUA
Cryptotermes secundus is the source of this 1081-nucleotide messenger RNA. RefSeq lists its product as uncharacterized. The transcript has 5 exons. Gene Ontology annotation, molecular function: N-acetyltransferase activity. The record is from RefSeq and is a predicted model, not a curated record. Lineage: Eukaryota; Metazoa; Arthropoda; Insecta; Blattodea; Kalotermitidae. Bases 94 to 897 code for a protein of 267 amino acids.